Messenger RNA from Lepidothrix coronata (blue-crowned manakin), 3867 nucleotides. RefSeq names its product pumilio RNA binding family member 1 (gene PUM1). The transcript is spliced from 22 exons. The record is from RefSeq and is a predicted model, not a curated record. Gene Ontology annotation, biological process: miRNA processing; regulation of mRNA stability. The coding region runs from base 155 to 3736 and encodes 1193 amino acids. Gene Ontology annotation, molecular function: mRNA 3'-UTR binding. Gene Ontology annotation, cellular component: cytosol; cytoplasm. NCBI's taxonomy places the organism in Eukaryota, Metazoa, Chordata, Aves, Passeriformes, Pipridae.
AUUUUUGUGUCAACUUUCUCUCUCUCCACCGGCAGAAAAUUGUUCUUGGAAGUUCCUUGUAGGAGUUGCUGUUGUUCAGAACUGCUGUGAUGAGCAGGGAGGGAACUCUGAGGACCUUAGAGCUGCUCUCAGGAGCCACCAAGGUGCUGGUGGAAUGAGCGUAGCGUGUGUUUUGAAGAGAAAAGCAGUUCUGUGGCAGGACUCGUUCAGCCCCCACCUGAAGCAGCACACUCAAGAUACAGCUAAUCCCAACAUGCCUGUUGUACUGACAUCUGGAACAGGGUCCCAGGCUCAGCCACAGCCAGCUGCAAACCAGGCCCUCGCAGCAGGGACACACUCCAGUCCUGUUCCGGGCUCCAUAGGGGUGGCAGGCCGCUCCCAGGACGACGCCAUGGUGGAUUAUUUCUUCCAGAGGCAGCACGGGGAGCAGCUCGGGGGAGGAGGGAGCGGCGGCGGCGGCUACAACAACAGCAAACACCGCUGGCCCACCGGGGACAACAUCCACGCAGAGCACCAGGUGCGUUCCAUGGAUGAACUGAAUCAUGAUUUCCAAGCACUUGCUCUGGAGGGACGGGCCAUGGGAGAGCAGCUGUUGCCGGGUAAAAAGUUUUGGGAAUCUGAUGAUUCCAGCAAAGAUGGACCAAAAGGGAUAUUUCUGGGAGAUCAGUGGAGAGACAGUGCUUGGGGAGCAUCAGAUCACUCUGUUUCCCAACCCAUUAUGGUUCAGAGAAGACCUGGGCAGGGCUUUCACGUGAACAGUGAAGUCAACUCGGUGCUUUCCCCACGGUCAGAGAGUGGAGGACUGGGUGUGAGCAUGGUGGAGUACGUGUUGAGCUCGUCUCCUGGAGAUUCCUGCCUAAGGAAAGGAGGAUUUGGGCCAAGGGAUGCAGAGACUGAUGAGAAUGACAAAGGGGAUAAGAAAAAUAAGGGCACGUUUGAUGGUGAUAAAUUGGGAGAUCUGAAGGAGGAGGGGGAUGUGAUGGAUAAAACAAAUGGUUUGCCUGUUCAGAACGGGAUCGACGCAGAUGUCAAAGACUUCAGCCGCACGCCCGGGAACUGCCAGAACUCGGCGAGCGAGGUGGAUCUGCUGGGCCCCAACCAGAACGGAUCCGAGGGCUUGGCCCAGCUGGCCAGUACCAACGGGGCCAAGCCUGUGGAGGACUUCUCCAACAUCGAGUCCCAGAGCGUGCCCCUGGAUCCCAUGGAGCACGUGGGCAUGGAGCCCCUCCAGUUCGAUUAUUCCGGCACCCAGGUUCCCGUGGACUCGGCCGCGGCCACCGUGGGGCUCUUCGACUACAAUUCCCAGCAGCAGCUGUUCCAAAGACCCAACGCCCUGGCGGUGCAGCAGCUGACGGCAGCACAGCAGCAGCAAUACGCCCUGGCUGCUGCCCACCAGCCACACAUAGGUAUGUUUUCAGCAGGUUUAGCUCCUGCUGCCUUUGUUCCCAACCCCUACAUCAUCAGCGCGGCUCCCCCGGGGACGGAUCCGUACGCGGCCGGACUGGCGGCAGCUGCCACGUUAGGCCCGGCUGUUGUCCCUCACCAGUACUAUGGAGUCACUCCCUGGGGAGUUUAUCCCGCCAGCCUGUUCCAGCAGCAAGCGGCCGCCGCCGCCGCCGCCACCAACUCAGCAAACCAGCAAACGACACAGCAAACCCAGCAGGGCCAGCAGCAGGUUCUCCGUGGAGGAGCCAGCCAGCGUCCCUUGACCCCCAACCAGAACCAGCAGGGCCAGCAGACGGACCCACUGGUGGCCGCGGCCGCCGUCAACUCCGCCCUCGCCUUCGGCCAGGGGCUGGCAGCGGGAAUGCCAGGGUACCCAGUGCUGGCUCCUGCUGCCUAUUACGACCAAACCGGGGCCCUGGUGGUGAACGCGGGGGCCAGGAACGGCCUGGGGGCCCCCGUGCGCCUCGUGGCCCCUGCCCCCGUCAUCAUCAGCUCCUCUGCAGCCCAGGCAGCGGUGGCGGCGGCCGCGGCCUCGGCCAACGGAGCGGCGGGAGGGCUGGCAGGGACAACCAACGGGCCAUUCCGGCCUCUGGGGACGCAGCAGCCCCAGCCCCAGCCCCAGCAGCAGCCCACCAACAACCUGGCCUCCAGCUCCUUCUACGGCAACAACUCCCUGAGCAGCAAUUCCCAGAGCAGCUCCCUCUUCUCUCAGGGCUCUGCCCAGCCCGCCAACACCUCCCUGGGCUUCGGCAGCAGCAGCUCCCUGGGGGCCACGCUGGGCUCUGCACUGGGAGGAUUUGGGACAGCAGUUGCAAACUCCAACACGGGCAGCGGCUCCCGCCGGGACUCGCUGACGGGGAGCAGUGACCUGUACAAGAGGACAUCGAGCAGUUUGACACCCAUAGGACACAGUUUUUACAAUGGCCUUGGCUUCUCCUCCUCUCCUGGCCCUGUGGGAAUGCCUCUGCCCAGCCAAGGACCCGGCCACUCCCAGACUCCUCCACCUUCCUUAUCUUCACAUGGAUCAUCUUCCAGUCUAAACCUGGGGGGGCUGACGAACGGCAGCGGGCGCUACAUCUCCGCGGCCCCGGGCGCCGAGGCCAAGUACCGCAGUGCCAGCAGUGCCUCCAGCCUGUUCAGCCCCAGCAGCACCCUGUUCCCCUCGUCCCGGCUGCGCUACGGCAUGUCCGACGUGAUGCCCUCCGGCCGCAGCCGCCUGCUCGAGGAUUUCCGCAACAACCGCUACCCCAACCUGCAGCUGCGCGAGAUCGCCGGCCACAUCAUGGAGUUCUCCCAGGACCAGCACGGCUCCAGGUUCAUUCAGCUGAAACUGGAACGUGCCACCCCAGCAGAGCGUCAGCUGGUGUUCAACGAGAUCCUGCAGGCAGCUUAUCAGCUCAUGGUGGAUGUGUUUGGGAAUUACGUCAUCCAGAAGUUCUUUGAAUUUGGCAGCCUGGAGCAGAAGCUGGCCCUGGCAGAGCGCAUCCGCGGGCACGUGCUGUCGCUGGCGCUGCAGAUGUACGGCUGCAGGGUGAUCCAGAAGGCCCUGGAGUUCAUCCCCCCAGACCAGCAGGUAAUUAACGAGAUGGUUCGGGAGCUGGACGGGCACGUCCUCAAGUGUGUGAAGGACCAGAACGGGAACCACGUGGUGCAGAAGUGCAUUGAGUGCGUGCAGCCUCAGUCCCUGCAGUUCAUCAUCGAUGCCUUCAAGGGCCAGGUGUUCGCGUUGUCCACACACCCCUACGGCUGCCGCGUGAUCCAGAGGAUCCUGGAGCACUGUCUUCCCGAGCAGACCCUGCCCAUCCUGGAGGAGCUUCACCAACACACCGAGCAGCUGGUGCAGGAUCAGUAUGGGAACUAUGUUAUCCAGCAUGUGCUAGAACAUGGUCGGCCCGAGGAUAAGAGCAAGAUUGUAGCAGAAAUUAGAGGCAACGUGCUCGUGUUGAGUCAACAUAAAUUUGCUAGUAACGUGGUGGAGAAGUGUGUGACGCACGCGUCGCGCACGGAGCGGGCCAUGCUGAUCGACGAGGUGUGCACCAUGAACGACGGCCCCCACAGUGCCUUAUACACCAUGAUGAAGGAUCAAUAUGCCAACUACGUGGUGCAGAAGAUGAUCGAUGUGGCAGAGCCAGCCCAGAGGAAGAUUGUCAUGCACAAGAUCCGGCCUCACAUCGCGACCCUGCGCAAGUACACCUACGGCAAACACAUCCUGGCCAAGCUGGAGAAGUACUACAUGAAGAACGGGGUGGACCUGGGGCCCAUCUGUGGCCCCCCCAACGGCAUCAUCUGAGGGGGCCCCAGCAGAGCCACCCCCGGCCCCCAAACCAGCAACCACCAACACCCCAACUCACACUAAAGAUCCACCCCGACGGUUGCUAAAAAAAAAAACUUAAAAAAAAAAAAAAACAAAAACAAAGAAAA